This is a messenger RNA of Acanthamoeba castellanii str. Neff, 861 nucleotides long. RefSeq lists its product as uncharacterized. Bases 1 to 861 code for a protein of 286 amino acids. The transcript has 7 exons. The record is from RefSeq and is a predicted model, not a curated record. NCBI's taxonomy places the organism in Eukaryota, Discosea, Longamoebia, Acanthamoebidae.
AUGAGCAAUCCCUCCAACGCCGUCAACCAAUCCGAACCCACGAGCUGGCUCGACGUAAUGAUGAUAGCCUUCAACUUGAAGCCUGCAGUCUCUCGACUAACACUAGCCUCCCCAUCGGGCAUGCAGUGGGCCAAUCUGUCGGAAAAGGUGAGCCACGGUGGAGGACCGCUGUCCGGUUAUGGUCCCUUGGGCCCGUAUGGUCCUCUGGGCGACGCCUACAGCACAAUCAUGCCCAAGAUCAACGACUUCGCGGCUCACUUGGCGGCGCAGGGAGUGUGGACGGUGCUGGGUCCUCUCGGACCGUUUGGCCCUCUUGGCCCGCUCGGACCACUAGGCCCAUUGGGCGCGACGGGAUACAUGAUCGACAAGUUCGGUAACUACAUCGACUCCCAUGGCGACAUCGCUCGCAACUACUCUGUGCCGUGGAGCUACACCAACGGGCAAAACUUAUACAGAACCUACGACCUGGUGGAGGAGUACCAGCCGGACUAUGCCCGCGCGCUGACGGACAACGACUGCUCGUGGAUGACGCACUCGGCCGGCCUCGUCCUGAUGGGCGGCACGGAGCAGUACGCGUUCACCUCGACCGAGGAGCAGUACGUCACCAUACUGGUGGUGCCCCAGUACCAGCUCGACGACUUCGACCUGCAGGUCACUAUCGACGGCGCUCAGGUCAUCGCCUCCGCCAACCCCGGCAGUUCGUUCGUCGACUGGAUUCAGGUCAAGGUCCGAGCCGAGGUCGAACUCAGCCUGACGGUGCCUUUCUCCUACUGGAGCCAUGACUACCGCCUGUAUGUCGUAGGCUCCACCUCUGCCUUCACAUCCUCGCCCAUCUCCGGACCCCACAUCAUCCCAUACUGA